This is a messenger RNA of Microthlaspi erraticum, 615 nucleotides long. The record is from the annotation of a GenBank genome assembly. Lineage: Eukaryota; Viridiplantae; Streptophyta; Magnoliopsida; Brassicales; Brassicaceae.
AUGAAAUUCCUGCGCCACGUUUUUGUUAUGGCCGCUCUUGCUCUUUACAUAUUGAUCCCUCGCAUCGAAGCAGUCAAAGCCGAUGGACCGACACAAGAACUGAUCAAUAGUAUAUGUAUUGAAAGCGAAGAUUAUGAACUUUGCAAUAAAAUCAUCCACAAAAACUUGAAGGCACCAGCGACUAAUCUCAAAGAUCUCACCUACAUCAUAUUCAGCAUCGCUAUCGAACACGCCAGUGAUACCUAUAUUUUCAUCGGUAACAUCUUGCGUGAACUAACUGACCAUGAGGAGAGGGUUGGUUUCAAUAUUUGUCUAAAUGUUUACAGUGAAGAAACCGCUAUUUUCUUAGAUGUACGCAAUGAGUUUCGUCACAAGGAUUAUGAACGUAUGAUUCUAGACAUUUCGUCCACAAUCGAGAUCUUGAAAAAUUGUAGGGUCGAUUUCGGUAUUCCUCCUUACAUGGAGAAUCCGUUGAUUGAGAAGAACAGAGUGAUGAAAAUCUUGAUCAACAUGUCUACUGUUUCGGGACGUAUGGUCAAAAACGGAAAUGCCUCUUUGCUUAGCUCACUAGUUUCCGGGCUUGAUUCUUUUUUCUUUCAAUAUUUAACUAAUUAA